Molecule: messenger RNA, 1350 nt
Organism: Macrobrachium nipponense
Lineage: Eukaryota; Metazoa; Arthropoda; Malacostraca; Decapoda; Palaemonidae
Exons: 1
Coding region: 1-1350 (449 amino acids)
Molecular function (GO): nucleic acid binding
Source: RefSeq, a predicted model, not a curated record
AUGGAUUUAAAGAAAGAGUUCGAUGAAUUGUUAAACCAACUCGGUUCUAUUGAGGAGAUCAAGGUCCCUAGGUCUUGUUUUAAUGAGGGAACUUGUCGCUUACAUGUAUUUGUUGAUGCCUCUCAUGUGGCUUAUGGAGCCUUUGCAUUUGUUGUUAGCAGUAAGCACACAAGUCACUUGCUAAUUAGUAAGUCUCGAGUAGCUCCGAGCCCCUCACUCACUAUUCCCCGUCAAGAAUUACUUGCUUUGACUAUAGGCAUGCGCCUAGCUGUUCAUUUGCUAGAGAUUUUUGGGGAUAAAUUUUCAGAUUGUACAGUUUGGAGUGACUCCCAAGUAGCUUUGAGUUGGGUAUCUUAUGAAAGAUCUAAAGAAGUGUUUGUAAUCAACAGAGUAAAGGAAAUCAAGGACUUGAAGUCCAGUCAUAACAUCAGGUUGUUAUAUGUCAAGAGCGAGGAUAAUCCUGCUGAUUUAGUUACGCGAGGUAUUUCAAUGUCUCUUUUGAGUAAGUCAGGUUUGUGGUUUCAUGGCCCGACCUGGAUUAUUGACAAAAAUAAGUUUCCAGAACAAGAGGAUGUAGUUUACAUCGAGUCUGUUGAUGUAAAUGAAAUUAUUGUAGAACCAGUUUUGAGAAACCCUGAUGAUGACGUACUUGUAUUUAAAUGUUCUGAGUUCUCCUCAUUGAAACACGCAUUAAGGAUUGUAGGUAGAUUGAUCUUGUUUGGGAGAAGAGUAUUUCCUGAUAAAUUCAGGGAAAGUAACAAUUUACUUGUUUUAAUCAGAAUCAUGCAGCGUCAAGCUUUUCCAACGCUAUAUUAUGCGUUGACUAAUGGGUUACAAACCAGUUCUAGUGUUCCCUCUGAGUUAAGGAAUCUUAUCAGACAAUUAGGACUUUAUGUUGAUGAAAGUGGUGUCAUUCGGUGCCAAGGAAGACUUCAUAAUGCAGAAUUGCCAGAAUUCGCUAAGCAUCCAGUAUACGUCGCCAGCCGACACCCCUUAUGGCAACUUAUAGUGUCUCAUUAUCACAUACUCAACUUGCACUGCAACACGAAUACACUUGUGGUUAUAUUGAGACAACAGUUUUGGGCUGGAAAAAUGAGACAGUCCGUUAAGAAGAUCCUGAAAGAGUGCUUAUUGUGUAAGAAAGCACAAAAUCAACCUCUAAGUCUGCCUGGAUUUCCCCCAUUACCACCCGAACGAGUUAAACAUCAAGUCCCUUUUUCCUGUGUUGGCGUCGACUAUACGGGAAACAUUAAUGUGUCUGAAAAUGAAGCUGAGAACGAGGAGGCGUAUGUCUUGUCGUUUACAUGCGCUACGUCAAGAGCGGUUGCCUAUAUGUGUGCAAAUCCAUGA